Paramecium tetraurelia is the source of this 1101-nucleotide messenger RNA. RefSeq lists its product as uncharacterized. The record is from RefSeq and is a predicted model, not a curated record. NCBI's taxonomy places the organism in Eukaryota, Ciliophora, Oligohymenophorea, Peniculida, Parameciidae. The transcript is spliced from 2 exons.
AUGCAAAAGCUAUACUAAUCCUUUGAAAGCGAAGCCUAAAAUAUCCAGAAAUUAAUAAGCAAUUACCAAGAGAAGUUAUAAGGAAAAUUUUAGGGAAUGAUUGAGAAAUCAGAAGCAAAAAAAUAAAAACUUCUCGAGAAAAUGCAAACAACUAAAGAACAACUAUAAAUUAGUAUUGACAGAAACAAUCCAUCUAAAAUAUUUAAGCUUUAAAACAAGAUUGAAAAAUUAGAAGCUGAAAUGUCGAAAGUUAAUCGAAAAGAUUAAAUCGCUAAUGAUUUUCAUUUAGUGUACGAUGGACUAUUUAAUCAACUCUAAAUUACUCAAAAUCAGAACAUAGAAAAACUUACAUAAGCUUAGAGAGAUGAUAAUUAUUAAAUAUUAUGUUCCAUUAAAAGAUAAGCAAUAAACUUGUCAAAUCAAGUCUAUAAAAAGAAACACCUCGAACCUAUUAGACAAAUUUGCCAUCAUUGCAAUACUCUUUUAAAUUAAUAUCUUAAAUUCGGUGUUGAUAAAAAAAUAUAAUAACCUGAUAUAUUUGCAAUUGAUAUUGAAUAGGAUAAACAAUUUGUUGAAAAGAAGAAGUUCGAAGAAGAAAGAAUCUUUUAAAAAUAGGAAAGACAAUAGUAAUAUCAAGAUCAAAAGGCUCAAAGUAGGGUUGAUAAAAAAAAUAAAAAAUAGAGGCAAGAAUCUAAUUUGUAUCUAGAAAAAGAAUAGAAAAGAAAUCUUAAAUAAUAAGAAUAAUAUGAAAAUAAAAAAUAAUACAAUUACAAUAAAUCUAAUUAUAAAAAAUAUCAAGAAGAACCCUAUGAUAUCAAACAAAAUUCUGAGGUUAAUGUGAUUAAAUAAUUUGAUAAUGUAAAAAUUGAAGAUCAAAAGUAAAACAACUAAAAUGUCAUAUAAUAAGUACAAAAUAAAUAAGAAACUGUAACAAAUCUAGAUGAUUCUAACUUAUGCUAAAUUUGUUUUGAAUUUCCUAAAUAAUAUGUGGCUACACCAUGUGGACAUUUUGUAUAUUGCCAAAAUUGUAAAGAUCUGGCAGUAAAAGAGUGUUUAAUUUGCAGAGAACCUGUAUAAUUGUUGAUCAAGGUUUUUUAAUGA